Molecule: messenger RNA, 306 nt
Organism: Amoebophrya sp. A120
Lineage: Eukaryota; Dinophyceae; Syndiniales; Amoebophryaceae
Source: the annotation of a GenBank genome assembly
AUGGAUGCAAAACUGGUGAAAGUUCGCAUGCUACUCGGUGAUACAGACCGCGCCAUGCUACCACUCUCCGCCCAGCUGGCUUCCUCCGAUCCCCAGUAUGAAGGAGUGCAUGCCGUGCUGUCUGUCUGGCUCGGCACGGCGUGCGAACGUCGCGAAGGAACCGGCGAUGCGGGUGCCUCUUCCUCUUGCACCAUUCCAAAGGGCGUCAAUCUCGGCACCAUAAAGCUAUCGCCUGCUGCAGCGCUGGUUUUAGUAUUGACAAGAGACGAGGACGAUGCUGCCCUUGUUGCAGUAUCAUAUCGAUGA